ACAUGACUUCGUGACCGUAUUACAACAUUAAGAUAACAAUAUAAACUAAAAGAACAUGUAAAACAAUAAAAACAAAUACCAAAUUACAGUCCAGCCCGAACAAGUGAUAUAAAAUAUUUAUUUUAAGUCGAAACAAAUGAUUUGAAAAAUAAAAUAGUCGUAGCCUGCGUGGAAAUGGCGCCAAAAGCUAAAGAAUGUCCUAGACCAAUUAGUGAUGGAGUACUUGCCGGGAUGGUUGCAACUGUAGUCACCCAUCCGUUAGACGUGUUAAAAGUCCGUCUGCAAGUGUCUCCCGCGCGCUGUACCACGCUCCACCUCGCUAUUCUACUGGUCAAAUACGAGGGUUUCCGCGGCCUCUCUUGCGGUCUCACUGCAGGGCUCCUGAGGCAGGCCACGUAUACCGCCACCCGGCUGUCUGUUUAUGAUAUGCUGUAUCGUAAUUAUAUGAGGGACAAUGCCAGGGGCCCAUCAAGAACAGAUAAACUCUGGUUUGGUAUAUAUUCCGGCUUGUGCGGGGGGCUGGUGGGCAACCCUAGCGAGCUGGUGUUAGUUCGUCGGAUCGUCGAGGGUUGCCAACGCACGCCUCCACCAGGCGUCACCUGCUGCCGCUGCCCAUGCAGUUACUUUGGAACCAUUGACGCCUUUAAAAAAAUAAUUUGCGUGGACGGAUUCAGUGGAUUGUUGCGCGGAGCGACCCUCACACUUCUAAGAUCUGUGGUCCUCAGUACCGUUUAUGUCGGGGGCUAUGAUCGGAUUAUUGAUUACGUGAAAUGUCAAACAAAAGAAAAAGACCCGUUUAUCGUGCGCGUGAGCGCUGCGAUUGCUAUGAGCUUCAUCGCCGCAGUUUUGUCCAGCCCCAUUGAUGUUGUCAAAACAUUUUACCAAGCAUCAAGAUGUGAUGAUGAAACAUACAAAGAAACAUUACAAUAUAUAAUCCGCUGCAGAGGAUAUCGUGCACUUUGGAAGGGAUUCGCACCAUAUUUUACAAGAAUGGCGAUUCAUACCAUUGUGGCAUUUAUAGUUUUGGACAGAUUGGCUGAUAACGCAGUUAAAUAAGUUAAUGGUGGCCACUUGUGUUACCCAUCCUUUAGACGUUCUCAAAAUCCGUAUGCAGAUUUCCCCAGCGCGCUUGAGCACACUGUAUAUGGCCUCGGCGCUGGCUAAAUACGAAGGUUGCCAGGCCUUCACCUGCGGCCUCGGCGCAGGGCUCCUGAGGCAGGCCACGAACACCGCCGCUAGGCUGUCUGUGUAUGACAUGCUGUAUUGUAAAUAUGUUAAAGAAAACUGUGCGCGCCCGCAAGGUUACGACAAAUUGAAGCUUGGCAUAGGUGCUGGCUUGUGCGGAGCGUUCUUGGGCGUUCCUAGCGAGCUGGUACUAGUUCGACGGAUAAUCGAGGGUUGUCCACCCUGCCCCCCCAGAUGCGCAGUCUGUUGUCGGCAACAAUGCACUUACUUCGGAACCAGUGACGCUCUAAGGAAAAUAAUUUGCAGAGAAGGAUUUACUGGCCUGUGGCGUGGGACCGCUCUUACGCUUUUGAGAUCUGUUAUUCUUAGCACCGUCUAUGUUGGGAGCUGCGGAGAGAUCCAAGAUUUCGUGAGAAGAUAUAUCAUGCAAACAUGCGAAAAAAAACCUGUUAACCUGCGUGUGUACACUGCGAUUGCAAUGAGCCUCAUUGCCGCAGCUUUGACUAGCCCCAUAGAUGUUGUUAAAACAUUUUAUCAAGCAUCAAGAUCGAAAUUUGUGACGCAUAGUUUGACAAUACAAUGUCUACUUCGCAACAGAGGAUAUCGAGGACUUUGGAAAGGAUUCACCCCCUACUUUUUAAGAAUGACAAUACAUACAAUAGUGUUUUUUAUAGUUUUGGACAGUCUGGAAAACAUGUAGCUUGUAACUGGAAAAUCCCGACUCUUUUUCCGGAAUUUCGGGACUAAUUUUUCGUAUACCGGAAUCCUGGCUGGUGCUAUGUUUAUACAUUAUUGUAGCUUUUAAAUUUCCAUUUUGUUCACAAAUUGUUAUUCACUACAAGUCUGCGGCAAAAUUUACUUUGACACAAAAAAAUCGAUUUCUGUCAAAAAAUUGUAACAAUGUACGUAGAAAGUAAACUAAGAGAAAUAACAAAAUAAAAUGUUGCCUAGAAAUUUCAA
This is a messenger RNA of Plodia interpunctella (Indianmeal moth), 2145 nucleotides long. Its product is annotated as mitochondrial 2-oxoglutarate/malate carrier protein-like. Bases 1061 to 1885 code for a protein of 274 amino acids. Gene Ontology annotation, molecular function: transmembrane transporter activity. The transcript is spliced from 11 exons. The record is from RefSeq and is a predicted model, not a curated record. Lineage: Eukaryota; Metazoa; Arthropoda; Insecta; Lepidoptera; Pyralidae.